GUUACGUUUCUAUGAUAGCGCGGAAGGAGGAAAAAAUGUUACCUCUGGUUGACACUGUUCUUAUCUGGUAUAUAUAACAUUGCCAGUACAUCAGCGGGGAAACAACUAUUCUGAAAUUGAAAGUGGAUUUAGUGAAAGCGAUCUAAAAUGAAAGGCUCGACAUGUUGGAUUGGUUUGCUGUGGAUAGCUUCAUCUGUUCAGCUGUACCUAGCAGACAUACCCCCACCCCACGAGGUGUUCAAAUGUGCCCAGUGCCAUAAGGCGAACCAUAUUGCCGACUGUUCUGGAGUGGCUGUAUGUAACAAGGCCACGGAAGUGUGUUAUGUGGAGGAGGAGACAGAUAUUGGCGGAGAGACAGUUGUGAAUGCUGGCUGCCGCCUAAAAGAGCACUGCGAUGGAAUUGGCUGUUUCAAUGAAGUAGGGGGAACACGUGAACGCCGUGACGUCUUGCGAAGGCUUCAAAGACGUGACGUCACAGAGUUGACAACGCCUGAUUUUCUUACACGUGACAUUACAUGUCACCAUUGUUGUGAUGGGGAAUUCUGUAAUAUGUAUGGUUGUCCGGAUAAAUAUGACGUCACACACCUCCCGGGACAACGUUGUUUUUACUGUAACCACGUGAGCCAUCCACACCACUGUACUAACGCCAUUAACUGCGAGCCAGAUCAUACCUGUUUUUAUGAGAUGCUGCAAUUCAAUGGGGACACUGAAUACAACGUCGGUUGCCAUAGCAACCAGAUGUGUAAAAUACUUGAGACAAUACAUGGCCAAGGUCGAAAGAAACGAGAAAUCCAGGUAGAAUCAUCUGAUAGAAGUUUACAAGACCUGCUGCACAGAAGUAAGAGGAGUUAUCACCCAGUGUAUGCCGAGUGCUGUCACCACCAUAUGUGUAAUGGACACCUACCGCUUUUGAAAGCCCCACCUUCGAUGCACUCAGAUAAAUACCGGUGUCCAAUAUUUGGCGUCAACAACACUUGGAUAUCGACCGCACCACCAACUACGACCACCACUACAGAACCAACGACUACGACUCCACCACCGGAACCUACUUGCGAGGACCUGGAAGAUUGUGCUGUCUACGGUUACGACUACGCAUGCACAGGAAAUUUCUAUAGCUGGGCAAAAGUCAACUGUAGGAAGUUUUGCGGCUACUGCACCGCUGCAACUACCACACCAGUAUUGACGCCAACGUGUGAAGACCUUGAAGACUGCUCCGUCUAUGGCCACGACUACGCCUGCAGUGCGCAGUAUGAGGAGUGGGCGAGGACAACAUGUCCGAAAUUCUGUGGCUAUUGUACUGCACCCCCUACCAAUACCACAUGUGAAGACCUUGAAGAUUGCUCCCUGUAUGGCAAAGCCGUCGCCUGCAGUGCUGAGUAUGGAGCCUGGGCGAAAAUAACGUGUCCGAAAUUCUGUGGCUACUGCGGGCAAGACAACAAUCCAGUUAUGAUGCGUCGAGCGGCCCACGAUACAGCUUACUCAGUCCGAAAUGCAUCGCCUACUGCUAUGAAAACACCAGUUCCGGCAAUGGUCGUCUUUACGACCAUGCUUGUGAUGUUUGGGGUUGUUUGUUCUACAACAGUAGCUCAAGAGGUAUGUGAGGAUCUGGACUCCGACUGUGCCACCUAUGGUUCAGACUAUAUCUGUGUAGGGGAAUAUGUCGCCUGGUCAGCCAUACAUUGUAGGAAGUUUUGUGGAAUAUGCUCAGAGUCCGGAUGUGUUGAUAAGGUCCAGGACUGUGCGGACUACGGGGUCGAUUACGUCUGUCAGGGGGAAUAUCUACCCUGGGCAGAGCUCAACUGUGCCAAGUAUUGUAACUUAUGUUCAAAGGUUACGUCUACUACAACGCAAUCGUCGACAACAGCAACAACACCUACAACAGUAACAACCUCAGUGAAAACAACAACGCCAUCAGCGACUACUUCCAAUUCGGAAGUAUGCGAGGACAAAGACAGUGACUGCGCGGAUUAUGGGUUUGAUUAUAUCUGUCAAGGAGGAUACGCACUUUGGUCGAAGAUACACUGUAGGAAAUAUUGCGGAUUCUGUACAGGUGUACAACCGUGUGAAAACAAGGAUACCGACUGUGCUGAUUAUCCAUUUGAGUACAUCUGUACUGAGGAAUAUAGACCCUGGUCGUCCAUACAUUGUGCGAAGUAUUGUAACUUUUGCCCAACCGCAGAAACACAAACAACAAGAAUGACCACACCAGCUAUUACUUCUACAGUGUCAGCUCCCCCAGCUGAACUCUCUACUACACCAGCUGCUAAAUGUGAAAACACUGACGGUGAUUGUGAAACGUACAAUUUCGCAUUUCUCUGUACCGGAGACUACAAAGAUUGGGCCAAAAUUCACUGUCGCAAGUUUUGUGGCGUGUGCGAAGAAACAACAACAAUAACAACAACAACAACAACAAAAGUAGCAACAUCAUCAACAACAGCAACAACAGAAGAAGUAUGUGAAGACAUAGACAAUGACUGUUAUACCUAUGGCCACAAUUACAUUUGUGUUGAAGAGUUUAGUCCAUGGUCAAUGAUACACUGUCGCAAAUACUGUGGAUUUUGCAAAGACCCUAUUUGCGAAAACGUGGACCCAGACUGUGACACGUACGGCAGGGAGUACAUUUGCAACGAGGAGUUCAAGGAAUGGUCCUCCAUACAUUGUGCAGAGUUUUGUGACUUGUGCGAUGUUAAUGCUACUACAACAAUCGCGGCAACAAGCACAACUACUCAGACAAUAACAAGUUCACCAGCCCCAGCAACGACUUCUACCACAAACGCUACUACUACAACAACAGCACCGACAACAACGAAAACCACGACAGUUCCAACAACAACCACAACUAAAGCAACAACAACACCAACACCAACCAAAACCACGAGUGUUCCAACAACAACUACAACUCAACCAACAACGACAAAAAACAUUCCUACAACCACAACCACAGCUUCCUCAACAACUAGGACUACACCGACAACAACUACAACAAGAACAACCAUUCCUACUACUACAACCACCACUACCUCCACCACUACAACUACACCGACAACAACGACUACAACAAUGCCUACUACGACAACGACAACCGAACCUACCACUACCACUACUGUUGAUCCAAGAGCAGCAUGCAUCAACGUGUUCACGAACUGUUCGCUCUACACUCAAGAGGAUUGUCACCACUAUCAAACUGAAAUCUUAAUGUGGGAGAACUGCCGAGGUCACUGCUUCCUGUGCCUAGAACCGCAUCCUACGCUAACGACAACCACAACCACAACCACUACAACUACGACUACCGACCCUAGUAUGUGA
Mya arenaria is the source of this 3306-nucleotide messenger RNA. RefSeq lists its product as uncharacterized. The transcript has 24 exons. Bases 148 to 3306 code for a protein of 1052 amino acids. The record is from RefSeq and is a predicted model, not a curated record. Lineage: Eukaryota; Metazoa; Mollusca; Bivalvia; Myida; Myidae.